Molecule: messenger RNA, 2982 nt
Organism: Penicillium diatomitis
Lineage: Eukaryota; Fungi; Ascomycota; Eurotiomycetes; Eurotiales; Aspergillaceae
Product: DNA-directed DNA polymerase POL5
Exons: 5
Coding region: 1-2982 (993 amino acids)
Biological process (GO): regulation of DNA-templated transcription
Cellular component (GO): nucleolus
Molecular function (GO): transcription factor binding; rDNA binding
Source: RefSeq, a predicted model, not a curated record
AUGGCGUUCAAUCGACCCGUGGGGAGAAAGCGCAGACGCGAACCGUACAAUGUCGACAUCAAGCUGGUCGAAAUUUACGAGGAUCUCGCCAGUGAAAAGGAUGAGAUUCGGUUGCGCGCGGCGCAAGGGCUCGUAUCGCAGUUCACCCCCGACAAGAGCCCCGCCGAAGAGCAGAUCAAGAAGACGCUCCAGCGAUUGUUCCGCGGCUUGUGCAGUAGCCGCAAGGCUGCUCGCAUUGGCUUCUCGAUCGCGCUGACCGAGGUCUUGACUCAAGUGUUCUCGGUCGCGAGAGAGUCGAGUGAGUUUGGUGUUGCGGAUGUGUUGAAUAUCUGGGAAUCGCAGUCCAAUGCGACUGGCAGUGAGACAGGACAGGAGCAGAGAGAUCACCAUUUCGGCCGCCUCUUCGGCGCCGAGGCAAUCAUCAAAUCCGGCAUCCUGUUCCAACCAUCAACUCCGUUCGCAGAGUGGACCAAGGUCCUCGACCUCAUUCUCGACCUCGCCCACAAGAAAACAUGGCUGCGUGAAGAGUGUGGAUGGAUCAUCUAUCGAUGUGUCUACGAUCUUUCGGCUCGCCAGAUGGAUGCGACUUUCGUCGAGGCUGCCGUGGAGCGUGUCUGCUCCUAUGAACUGGCCCGCUCUCCCGAGGGUGUUGCAGUCUGGCUAGCGGUCAAGGACAUGUUCCCUACUGCGGAGCUGCCUGCCAAGGUUUGGAAGCACGACGAUCCAUUGGAUCCCAAGGAGAGGGGCAACCUGGCAAAGAUCAUGAAGGAGUCGUCCGCGGAAGAGAAUGAUGGAGAGAACAAGGGCAGCAAGUCGUCUGGGGUCUGGAACUCCAAGCUUCACUUUGCUUGGGAUGCUGUCAUCUCGCGGACUAGUGUCAAGGAUGCUAGCUCCAAGACCAAGACCAAGUCAAAGUCCUCACGACUGAGUUUCGUUGACUUCUGGACGGAGGUCGUUGACAAUGGAUUGUUUGCUUCGUCCUCCUCUGAUGAGCGCAAGUACUGGGGAUUCCUCCUCUUUCACAAGAUUCUGAAUGAGGGAUCUCUCCAACAGGCCAACCACAUCUUCACCAAGAACCUGGUCCGAUGCCUGACAAAUCAACUCGCUGUGGAAGACCGCUAUUUACACCGUAUGGCCGCAAAGGCUGCCAAGGCCAUUCAGAUUCGCGUGUCCAAGGAGCCCAUCUUUGCUGCGGUCGCCGUUCGAGGUCUGAUGGGAAGCAACGGCGUCGUCAAUUUCGAUCAAGUCACCAAAACCAAGACUGUCGAGAAGCUCGUCGCCGAUGCCAACAGCGAAGCUCUGACGGAGAUUGUACCUCUCUUCGAGACCCUCCUCAAGAACCCCGGAACGACUGACGAGAAGGCCGCGGCGUCAAAUCGCCAGUUCGUUGCAGGUAUCAUGUUGAACAUUGUACGCGCAAAGGCUGCGACUGGCAACGCCGAGUCGGAUGAGGACUACCAGUCUGUUCUUGAGCAGAUCUUGUUCAUUUUCGUGCGCUUUGCGUACUUUAUGGACAGCACGCCCGAGCCCGCAUUGACCCAAGCCACACAAGAGCUGCUGCGCAACCGGAUCAACUCGGCGUUGAACAGUCUUCUUGCAUCUCGAAAGUAUGCCGCAACGAUUCCCUACGCUGUCGUGCGCCAGAUUCGAGACGGUGCCAAGUCAAAGGAGUAUGGCAAGUUCAUCAUCAACAUCGAUGACAAAUUGGACGAGUCGGUCAAGACUGCGUUCAAAUCGUUGAAGAAACUAUCAAGCAAGGAAAAGAAAGAAGAGAACCCCAGCAUUGCGGCUUUCAAACUUCUAUACUCCCUGACAGUCUUGCAGGUAUACAGCGGCGAUGCUGACGCCGUUUCUAUGCUCGACGAGUUGGAGUUCUGCUACGGCAAGUUCAUGGGCGAGGAGAACAACAGCGAGGACACCUCGGAUGCUUCAGAUGCCCUUGUUGAGAUCCUGCUGAGCUUUGCCUCCAAGCAGUCUCAGCUGUUCCGCCGCAUGAGUGAGCAAGUAUUUGGAGCCUUUGCUGAUCAAGUCACUGAGAACGGCCUGGAAUCAUUAAUCUCGAUCCUCGAAGCCAAGGAAAGCUUGGCCGGUCAACAGGAAAUGUUCGAUGACCAGGGCGACGGUGACGAAGAUGAUGACGAAGAUGAAGAAGAUGACGUCGAGAUGGUCGACGCCGAGGAUCUCGACAGCGACGUCGAGGUUGUCUCCGGCGGCGACGCUUCCGAAUCCGAAUCCGAUGAGGAGGAGGACGACGACGAGGGGGAGGAAGAAAAUGAGGAAAAUGCCGCCGAAAUCGCCGAAUUCGAAGCCAAACUCGCCGCCGCACUCGGCACCCACCGAGCCGACCAAGAUCCCAACGCAUCCGACUCCGACUCAGACGCCGACAUGAACGACGACGAAAUGGAAGAAGUCGACGAGAAGCUAGCCAACGUGUUCCGCGCCCGCCACCAAGCCGCCUCCCAAGUCAAAGACAAGAAGGACGCGCGCGAAAACAUGGUCAACUUCAAGAAUCGCGUCCUCGAUCUCCUCGAGAUCUUCGUUAAAAAGUGUCACUCCCGUCUGUUGGCCAUGGACCUGCUCUUGCCUCUUCUCCGUCUCGCUCGCCGAUCCACCGUCAAGCAGAUCGCCAACAAGGCCAAUAGCGUUUUGCGCGAAUACACCAAACUGUGCAAGGGCAAUGCCAUUCCCAAGAUCAGCGGGGAUGACAAUGCGCCCGAGGCUGUCUGGGAGCUUUUGCGGGCUAUCCACAAGGAGGCGGGUCAUAGUGGACCGCCUGCGCAUACGACGGCGUGCAGCCAGGCUUCGUUGCUGGUGGUCAAGGUGCUGGUUGCGCAUGAUAAGGCUGCGAUUGCGGAUGUUGUCGACGUUUAUGCGGCGACUCGUAAGGGUCAGUUGAUGAGUUCCAAGUGUCAUAUUCAGCCUUCGUUCUUUACGGACUGGAACAACUGGUGUGUGUCGGCGAGCAAGCAGUUGAAAAAUUGA